AAAUUUCUACUGGGAAAAUAUGAGGAAUUAUGCAAAGUUUGAGUUCGGUUACAGUGUAGACGGACGGUGCUAUCGUUAUCUUUUCGAAUGGCGUUCGUGUUUUUUUAAAGUUUGUACAAUUUUUUGUUUUUUUUAAAGUUAACGAGUAGGAAAAUUUGGCCAAUUGUUUUUACUGUUUAUCUGUCGGUUGAAACUUGCCUUUCACGAUGCAUUCUACGCCGUUUUAGUUUUCCACUAACAAAUACGUGACGUUCGACUGUUCGUGCUCCCGACGGACCUCCCGGAGGCGAAUCCUGUUCGAACCACUGAUGUAUCCAAUCUCGUAAUUCACUACCUCCAGUUAUGGAUGGUUUUCAGGUAGCAUGGUGACUUCUUUAUUUUUCAUCUUUGGUCUAAAAAUAGGAAAUGAAACCAAAUGCAAGGGAAAAAGGUUACGUUGAUUAAUGGAAUGGUAUGUGGUGCGAUGAAAAUAGGCAUACUUUCGGCCUUAGACCACAGAUAUUCAAAUAUUUGCCGUGUCUAUUUUCAUUCGAUACCAGGAAAUGUGAAGAACGACGACUGCGAGAUUGUACGUCAAGUAUAUGAAAUUAGAAGACCAAGUUAUACAUUUCUAAAAGAAUAUAGGCUAUAUGAAAAUAGAAGAUGGCAACCAGGUAGUUUUCGAAGAAGGAAGCGGAGUGUUGGGUAGUUGGGAAGAUGAGGAAUCGAAACAGACCUAAUUACGGGAUUACGUUGCUUCUCUGGCACAUCUUCGGUACAGUGGGCGUGGACCGAAUACCACCGGUGACCAUGGCCGCCGUCGUCCUGCAAGUAAUCGUCUAUUUGCGUUUGAUACGGCUUCCGUGGUACGAAGUGUCCGACGUUUGUCUGAGUUUAGAUCGCGUCUGGUACGGAAGGGAAUGGCAGAGACUUAUUUUUGCGGCUAUAGAACACGCGGACGACAUCCAUUUAUACUACAACAUGGUAUCCUUCGUUUGGAAAGGACAACAAUUGGAACGACGAUGGGGAUCAUUGAAAUUUUUCUAUAUUUUGUGCGUGUUUACGGUACUAACCAACGUGGCUUUGUUAGCUUUAAGUCACGUCGCCAGCGAAUAUUUCGACCCGGUUUAUCGAUAUCAUUGCGCGGUGGGAUUUUCCGGAGUCAUCUUCGCUCUCAAAGUUCUCACCAACUAUUAUCGGCCGCAAACCACCGUCGUAAUUUACGGAUUGCCGUUGCCCGCCGCCUACGCCGUGUGGUUAGAACUGGUGCUCAUUCAAUUAGUAGUACCCGGCGCUUCUUUCCUGGGACACUUGGCGGGUAUCUUGGUGGGAGUGUGCUACGCCAAAGGACCUCUAAAACCGGCCAUGGACGCCGCGGAGAAUCUGGCUAGAAGAAUUUUUAGGCCGGCUCCGGACGACCGUUACCGGUUUCGGUACGCCGGAGACGAAGAUUCCGGUCUGUCCGCCGAGGAGAUUCGGAGACGACGACUCUUUCGAUUCAAUUACGCGCCCACCACUCGAAAUUAAAAAGUUUUAUAAAAUUAAUUUAUUCCCUUGGUAAAAGUUAAAAUAAUAUUUUUGUAUUUAUUUCCUACUUUUGUACAUUUUAUAUUGAAAAAUUAUACUCUUACUCGAACUUAUUAAAGAAUUUUGA
Messenger RNA from Centruroides sculpturatus (bark scorpion), 1633 nucleotides. RefSeq names its product rhomboid-related protein 4-like. The transcript is spliced from 4 exons. NCBI's taxonomy places the organism in Eukaryota, Metazoa, Arthropoda, Arachnida, Scorpiones, Buthidae. The record is from RefSeq and is a predicted model, not a curated record. Bases 697 to 1506 code for a protein of 269 amino acids. Gene Ontology annotation, cellular component: membrane. Gene Ontology annotation, molecular function: serine-type endopeptidase activity.